UCAUCUAUAGUGUAAAAGUGUUUGCAAUAUUACUGAGUCUUAUCACUUUUCUGAGCUGUCCGUUUAUAUAUUGCUACGUGUAAUUUUUCUAAACGUCGUUAAUAUUCAAUUAUUUUAUCGUUCGCCUUUCGUUUUGUUCGAGUUUUCCGAGAAAUAUAACGUUCCGUUUGUAGCGAUUAAUGUCAUUUGAACGAAAUUAUUCGACGUUUUAAGUUUUCGUCUAACGUUCGGAGUUAGGUCAUUUUUUUGAAAUAUGGCUGCUGCCGCUGCUGCUGCUUUACUUGAUGAGCUUAUGGGGAGAAAUAGAAAUGUUCUUCCCAAUGAAAAACCAAAAGAACUUAAUUGGGAGGAUCCUGAGUUUUGCAAAUUAUAUUUGGUAAAAUUCUGUCCUCAUGAUUUAUUUGUGAAUACGAGAGCUGACCUUGGAGCUUGUUCUCGAGUUCACGACGAUGAGGCGAGAGAACUUUUUGAGAAAGCACCAUACUCAUAUCGUAAACAGCAAUACGAAGAUGAAUUUAUUAGAUUCUGUCAAAGUAUGUUGAACGAGGUUGAAAGAAAAAUUGUCAAAGGCAAACAACGUCUUGCUCUUAUUGGAAGAACUGAAGCGCCUACUCUGACUCCUGCACAGACUCAAAGAAAUGAAGAACAAAUAGCUUUGCUAACGGAAAAAAUAAAUAAAUUAGUAGAAGAGGCAGAACAAAGUGGAAUUCAAGGAAAUGUAGAACAAGCUCAAGGCCUAAUGAGACUUUGUGAUCAAUUAAAAGAAGAACGGGAAACUCUUAGAAAGUCUAAUGAUAAUAGCCAUUAUAAUCAAACUGCUGAAUUAGCUGCUGCUCAAGAAAAACAAAUGGAGGUAUGUGAUGUGUGUGGUGCUUUUCUUAUUGUUGGAGAUGCUCAACAACGAAUUGAUGAUCAUUUGAUGGGUAAACAACAUGUGGGUUAUGCAAGAUUAAAAAGUGCUCUUCAAGAAAUUAUGAACAAACGUGAAAAAGCAAGGGAUGAAAAAGAGCAGAAAAGAGAAGAGGAGAGAAAACAGAGAGCACGUGCUAAUGAAGAACUUGAUAGACGAAGAAGAGAAAGUGAUAGAGAUCGAGAUCGAGAUAGAGAAAGGGAUAAACGACGUAGACGUACAGACGACGACAAGGGUAGACAUGACUCAGGAAGUCAUAGAAAUUCUGGACAUAGAAGUAGAAGCAGAUCUAGAGAGAAGCAUGAUCGACAUCGUGAUGACGAUAAUCAUCGACGUCAUUCUCGCGACAAAGGAAAUCGGGAUCAUCGAAGUUCCAGUCACCAUAAUCGUCGUCGCCAUCGAUCUCGAAGUCGAAGUCACAAGUAACUACUCUUGAUUGGUUAGUGAGUGAGAACUAAGCCAGGUAUGCACUAAACAAUUAACGAUAUAUUCGUCUCAUUUACUGUACAGGUUCUUUACCAGGUGAGUUUCAUUAGAUGCACAUAAUAUGUACAUGAUAAUUAUCUGUGAUUUUGAAGAAUCGCAUACAGUCACAACGUACCAGUCUUUGAUCCUGCCUAUUAAUUGGAGAAAUGCUCUUACUAAAUUUCAUAUGGACCUGAUUGUACAGCAUUUUAUUUUCAAUGUGACGAGCUCAUUCUAUGUAACAUAUAGCUUGAAAAAGCUGCAUCGAGGUAAUGUCGAGCAAGGAGUAGUAAAGUCGUUCACAAAAGAAAGGUAUAUUUAUCAUGUAGUACUAUAGAUAUUGUCUACAGAGCAAGAUAGGAGAAGGUAUACCUAUGCUUGCUUUGAUCGGUAUAAUGUCUUCAUAGGUUAAAUACAGUAAAUCAUUAUGUAAUAUCAACGACUGCAUAGCUUUUUUGUCGAAAAGAAAUUAGUGGUUUAGUGGAGGAAACAGUGCCUACUUCCGUAGACCUGCAACGACAGUGCCCUGUGUGACUGUGACUAUACAAACCUAGCUUCUGCUACGCAUUUCUGAGGUAUUUAUAUCGGAAUGAUAAUACCAAACAUGUCCUUUUCUUAGGAAAGUUAGACUUUUUUGAAAUUGAUGAUGUUUAUUUUUGGAGUGAUACUUCAGUGCUAGUGCUUAAAGGAAAUGAUAACAAAGUCCUCCUGCUAUUACUUUCCUUACUUCCUAAUUGCAGUUGAUCGGAGCAUUGUCAAGAUGACUUUCAAUGAUAAUUUAUCUGAGAGUUUUUCGUUUAGGGACAUAUUAAUGAUACCUAUGAGAACAGAAAUUGGAUAGAUCAAUAGUAGUAUUUUCAAACUUCGAACUUAAAUGUUCAGAGUAACUUUCCUGUUAUUUCUAUAGCCAGUGAGUUAAAAAUAUGAAAUUGAUUCAAUUGUCAUCAUAAAUAUUAUACCAGUAUCAAAUUGAUUAUUUAAACAUUUCCUCUAUUUGAUAAGGAAUUUCUUACUACUCCCCUUUUUACAAUUUAUGAGAAAUGUGUAUCAUAUGAAAUAUUUUCUUCCCUCCUUGCACGUGUCACUUUAUUUACACUUUUAGUUCUUAAUGGUUAGGAUGCGGGUAAAAUUAUAAUUUUUAUAAAUGGGUGAAAUGAUUAUUCUUUAGCAUUAUCCUACAUCGAUCAAAAGGAUCACAACAGAGGCCAUAUGGAUCAUAAAUUGAGCUGCUCCUAGGACUUCCCUCAUUUAUAUAUAUAGUCUCAUAUUAUUCAGUUUGCCAUGUCCUUCGUUUCAGCUUUGAUAGAGAAGAUACAUAUUUUACAUAUGUCUUACAUUUACACAAUUCAUUAAUGAUAUAAAUGUUUCUUUAUUAUUAUUAUUAUUAUAAUCUGCUUUUUAAAUAUUUACUUACAGAAAUAUAAAAGUUUACUCUAAUAAACUUCAACUUCAAUAUUAUCAUUUUGUAUUGCAGCACAGAAAUAUUAUAACUUUAUUACAAAUAUUAUAAUAUUAUAUAAUUAGUAUUUACUAACAUAUAGAGAUAGAAAUAAUGGAUUUUAGAUCUAUGAAAACGUGAACUAAAUAUUUUUUUAGAAAAUUAAUUAAUUUUAUUUUUUUAAAUAUUUUUCGAUGAUACUUAUAAAUCAUAUAAUGGAGGAAACAUAAGUUCUUAUAAUUUUAAAGCUGCUAUCAGAAUGAUAUUUUGAAUUAUAUUAAUUGCUUACUCAUGCAUAUAAUUGAAGUAUAAUAUUAUUUCUGUUUAAGAAUUUAACAUAAUGAGGUUAACAACAGCUACAAUAAGGGAAUUAUGUUAAGCGUUUGAAAGUAAUUGCGAUUCGUAUGAAAAUAAUAUUUGUUAAAUCUUAACUUUUAAAACAUGGAUUCUCUAUUUUCAGAGCGAAGACAGGGCAAUGGGAAUAACCAGUCCGACAGAUCCACGUGCACUCUGCUUUAUGUAUUAUUAAGGUAAAGAUUUUGCAUAAUCUUCACAUUGAAAAGUCAUGAAUUUUAUAUAAAUAUGGAUGAAUUUAUUUAAAGUACUUUACGUCAUUUUAACGAAUCAUUAAUGAUUCCUGAAAAUCGGCCUUUAAAUAAUGCGUGAAUGUUAUUUUAUUGCAAUUUUAUUUACAUCUAAAAGUAAUUGUUACAUUACUAUACAUACCAACCAAACAAGGUAAAAUGUCCAUAGGUUACGUUGUAAUACUCGUAAUAUUGUUAUUUGAAAUUAAUAAAAUGAACCUGAGAAAGAACAUGAAAAAAUAAUCACAAAAUGCAGAUAAAGAUUAGUCUAAAAAACCAUUAAAUGACUGGUAUUAUCUUGUACACUUGUAACAUAAAAAUAUAUAUUUAACUAGGUAAUCUAUAAAAAUAUAUAAUUUAUUAAAUAAAUACAUAUAUUGGUAAUACAAUGAGCAAUACGUUGCUUCAUUCUAAUACUGUAUAUAAAUAAUUGUUCUCAUGUGGUUAAAAUUUUCUAUUUAUACCAAUCAGCAUAAUUUAUUAAAUUUUAUUUUAACCCAAUGCUUCGUGUAAUCUGUAAAAUUGAUGGGUGGAUUUAAUUAUGUGCAUAAUCAAAUGAUACUAAAAAUUUGACCUAGUGUAAAUAUACCUGUUCAUAAACAGUCCAAGCCAUAGUAGUCAUUAGUGUUCUUCUUAACAUUCUAGGAACAAUUCCUUUAAAAUAUCCUAAAAUUCCAUACUUUUUAUAUACAAUAUAAGUGGCACUGUAAAUAGUUUUAAAUUCAUUUGGAUAAAGUUGCAUCUUCGUUUUAAUAACAUCUGGUGGAUGCGUUACAAUAGCAGCAAAAAUUCCUGCUAAAACCCCACAGCUGAAGUGUACUGGUACAGAGGUAUUUUGAUGAAUGAUGAGCUCUAAAGAAAUGAAGAGUGCAUAUUAGCAUUUAAGAAGAUUACUUUUAAUAAAUUUAUCUUCAUCGUAGGGUACCUGUAUGAGCAGCUAUUUGUUUUAAUUGUGUAUAAAAUAACAGAUAAAGACCACUGUAUGGUGCAUCGCGAAGUAAUGUUGGUACUAGGCCACUUGACAGACCUUUAAUACCUUCUUGCCUAUAUAUGAGCCUCAAAGCUUCUGCAACGCUAUUGUAUUUGUAAACGCCGCUCUAUAAAAAUAUUAUAGUUAAAUAAUAUAGAGUAUUUUGUGAAACAAUAUAUAUAAAUGCAUCCUAUUGGAAUGCUAUUUAAUGCAUUUGUACCUCAAAUCGUGUUUUAACAACGGUAAUUGGAAUUAAUAAACCACCAGACAUAGAUCGAGCUGUAAUACCUAACGAUAUAGCUUGUAGAGGUGUUAAUGGUUCUUCUAGCUGUAAUGUAUGUUUUAACCAAUCCAAAGAGGAAAAGUAUAGUCCAACACCAGGGAUGACCCUUGUUAUAGACUAAAAAAAAAAAAAAAAAAAAAAAAAAAAAAAAAAAAAAAAAAAUAAUUUUAUUAAUAUUCCUUUAUUCUAUGCAAUUAACAUAUUCAUUUUACAUAUUAGAUAUACUUUGCAUUGUACUACUUACUGGUGUCAUACCCCGCCAUAAUCCAAAUACAUUUUCUUUUUUUAUUAUAUGUACAAUUGUUGUUAGCAUCCCAUUUCUUGUUGGUCUGUAAGUAGUUAUGCGUGAUACAUUUAUAUCUAAUAUAUCAAGUAGAUUAAUUUUAUUAAUAAUUUUGUUUGAUUACUUACUCAACAUGAGUAGUAACUCUGCUUUGUAAUCUAGUUUUAAUUAAAUCCAAUGGUUGAAAUAGAAUUGUCGAAAAAGUACCAGAAAAUGAGCCAGCAAGAAAAGAUUUUAAUAUGGGAUACUGUAAAAAUAUAUUUUUUAUUUUAUUUUUUUUUUCCUUUUUUUUUUCUUUUUUUGUUUUUCUUGAAAUAAUCACAAGCCAAUUAAUGUGUAAACACUUAUAUCAAUUUCGAAAUGAAUUAAUCAAGUUCAUUGUGUAAUAUAAUACUAAAUUACAAAUAAUUCCAACUAUUGAUUAUCUCUUAAAUUUAUGGCUUUAUACAUGAUAUCUCGCACGAGUUUCCUCACGUGAAUAUUAAUCUCAUUCAAAGGUCAAUACAAUUAUCUAUUUGCGAAGAUAAACAUAUAUUGUUCGUGAACUUAUUUUUAUAUAUAAAUAAUUGAUAACUAUGCUAUAUUUUAUAAUAAAAAUCAUUUAUCAGGUUUA
This is a messenger RNA of Vespa velutina, 5546 nucleotides long. RefSeq names its product luc7-like protein 3. Gene Ontology annotation, molecular function: mRNA binding. The record is from RefSeq and is a predicted model, not a curated record. Gene Ontology annotation, biological process: mRNA splice site recognition. The transcript is spliced from 7 exons. Lineage: Eukaryota; Metazoa; Arthropoda; Insecta; Hymenoptera; Vespidae. Bases 254 to 1336 code for a protein of 360 amino acids. Gene Ontology annotation, cellular component: U2-type prespliceosome; U1 snRNP.